AUGCCUCAAGAAGUGCAGUUUACCAAUCCACAAGAGCAACCGGCCUUUGAAGACAACAAACUAAUUUCUGUUACUACUAAUAGAAAUAAAAUAGAAAAAAAACAAACGAAAAAAGAUGAAUCUUCAAAGUCACUUAAAAGGACUGCACCAAAUGAUAUAGUUGAACAAGGUGACGCAAAACGCAAGGCAACUCAGGGUUCCAAAAAAUCAGUAGAAAAAUCAGUUGAUGGCGCAACCUUAACGGAAUCCGAUUCCAACUCCAUUGAAGAAAGUUCCGCAGCUUUAUUGUCUUCAACUCAACAAAUAAAUACGCUUCAGGUUACAGUAGAAUCUCCUCCGAAUCAACAGCUUGAAAGUUUAUCUUCUUCAACUACUUCUACUAUGGCAAAUUCAGUGAGCUCACCGAUUGCAGUUGACCCAUCGUUGUCUUCCAGUCAAAGUAUGACGUCUCCUCUCCACACUAAUAUGGGAGAUUUUUUGAAUAGUUCAGCAACAGCAACCGCUCAGAUUCAAUCCCAAGAAAAUAAUUCUAGUGCCGCUAAAGAAUGUCGCCGUAAGAAAAAAUUGUAUGUUGCAGAUCUUGAAGAAAAAGUCACACGCCUUGAAGAAGAAAAUAUUCGACUUCAUAAAGAAGUUGAAGAAUUAAAUUCCAAGUUAGGUCUGUGUACGAUUCGAACGGAAGAUAAUGUUCGAUUACAGAAAGAAUUAGAAGAAUUAAAGGCUAAAUUGGAAUUACGCCUUAGUCAAUCUGAUGUAAAAAAGGAAUCAAAAACAAAUUUUAAGGGAGAACCUGGCAAAAUUGAUUCAGCCGAACCAAGAUUAAAUUCUUUAAAAUCUUAA
Diversispora eburnea is the source of this 840-nucleotide messenger RNA. Lineage: Eukaryota; Fungi; Glomeromycota; Glomeromycetes; Diversisporales; Diversisporaceae. The record is from the annotation of a GenBank genome assembly.